This is a messenger RNA of Naumovozyma castellii, 465 nucleotides long. RefSeq lists its product as uncharacterized. The transcript has a single exon. Bases 1 to 465 code for a protein of 154 amino acids. Lineage: Eukaryota; Fungi; Ascomycota; Saccharomycetes; Saccharomycetales; Saccharomycetaceae. The record is from RefSeq and is a predicted model, not a curated record.
AUGUCUAACACGCCUAUAGUUUAUUACCACCCGGAGUGCACAUUUUGUCAAAUCAUCCACGGCGACAUUCCCUCUUUGAAACUCAUUGAAACUAAAUAUUCUUAUUCAUUUUUGGACAUUGAACCUACAGCAGAGGGUCACAUUAUUAUUAUCCCGAAAUACCAUGGUGCCAAAUUACAUAACAUCUCAGAUCAAUAUUUGGUGGACAUCUUACCCAUCGCUAAGAGAUUUGCCAAAGCGUUAGAGUUAACUGCGGGCGAAGAUGAAUUAGAAGGCCCAGGAUAUAACUUAUUACAAAGCAAUGGGAAGAUCGCUUCCCAGCAAAUUGGACAUGUCCAUUUCCAUUUUAUCCCAAAGAGAGAUAAAGAGACUGGUUUAUUGAUUGGUUGGCCUGCCAAGAAAAGUGAUCAAGAGAAAUUGAAAGAUCUACAGAAAAAACUAAUGAAUUCUUUGGAAGGUGAUUAA